AGAGAAGGGGACAGAGCAAAGAUGUCUGAAAAACAAAAGUGGUGGCAGCAUGCAGAGAACAUCGAGGGCCGAAAGACGGGCCUUAAGAAAAAAGCCUAUGAGCUCAUGGGUCGGCAUGAGGAGCAGGUGCUCAUCAACCGCAGGGACAUCAUGGAGAAGAAGGAUGCCUGGGACGUGCAGGAGUUCAUCACUCAAAUGUAUGUCAGGCAGUUGCUUCGCCACCCAGCCUUCCAGCUGCUGCUGGCCUUGCUGCUGCUGACCAACGCCAUUACCAUUGCCCUCCGCACCAAUGCUUAUCUCAAUCAGAAACACUAUGAGUUAUUUUCAACCAUAGAUGACAUUGUGUUGACCAUCCUUAUCUGUGAGGUUCUCCUUGGCUGGCUUAACGGAUUCUGGAUUUUCUGGAAGGAUGGCUGGAAUAUCCUCAACUUCGCAAUUGUCUUUAUCUUGUUUAUGGGGUUCUUCAUAAAACAACUUAACAUCAUCUCCAUCACCUACCCUCUCAGGGUCCUUCGGCUGGUCCAUGUGUGCAUGGCAGUGGAGCCCCUGGCCAGAAUCAUCAAUGUCAUCUUGCAGUCGAUGCCGGACUUGGCUAACGUCAUGGCCCUCAUUCUCUUCUUCAUGCUGGUGUUCUCUGUGUUUGGAGUCACCCUCUUUGGUGCAUUUGUGCCCAAGCACUUCCAGAACAUGGGGGUUGCCCUGUAUACGCUCUUCAUCUGCAUCACCCAGGAUGGCUGGCUGGACAUCUACUCUGACUUCCAAAUAGACAACAGAGAGAUAGCGAUGGAGGUCGGGGCUGCCAUCUACUUUGCUGUCUUUAUCACCCUUGGUGCCUUCAUUGGUCUUAACUUGUUUGUUGUCGUGGUGACCACAAAUCUGGAACAAAUGAUGAAGACCGGCGAGGAUGAGGGGCAUCUGCACAUAAGUUUUAAUGAGACAGAGGAAGAGGAAUGGACUGACGAGCUGCCACUGGUGCAUUGUACAGAGGUCCGCAAGGAUAUUUCCACCGUUCCCAAGGAACCACUGGUUGGGGGCCCCCUGUGUAACCUCACGGAAAAGACCUUCGAUAACUUCUGCUUGGUGCUUGAAGCAAUACAGGAGAACUUGCUGGAAUACAAAGAGAUCCGAGAGGAGCUUGACAUGAUCAUAGGUGAGGUGCGCUCCAUCCUUUUCAACCAGGAGCAGGAAAGUGCGAUAAUGCGCAAAUAUACCUCCAAAAGCACCUUCCUAAGCGAGUCCUCCCCAGACAUGCAUGAGGUGGCUAACAAGCAAGACUUGAUCACUGCGCUGGUCAGCAGGGAAAAGGUGUAUGAAUCUACCACAAACAUGGCUACCAAACACAGGAUCAGCCACUGAGAAGGCAGAGUGAGAACCGAGGGGCCUGCACACACAGGGCCAGCUGCUGCAGCCCAGAUUGAAGCCCAUCCCUCUCCCUUACACCCGGGCAGCAGAGGCCAUGGGGCUGGAAAGGUGGCAGCAUCUGCAGGGCUUAUGCCUGGGAGCCUCAAGUCCAGAGGAGUCAGGAUUCUGGAAGAGAGUGGAAGUACACAAAGGCGUAGCCAGGCUUUAGCCUAAAGAUGAGUAUCCCUGACCUCUGCUUCAGCCAGAGCUGGAUAAGGCCUAUGUGGGCCCAAGCACCAUAAAGAGAAGAGCCAGGCCAGUGAGACCGUGUGCACCAAAAAUAAACUUUUGUGUUAUAACCAA
Messenger RNA from Arvicanthis niloticus (Nile rat), 1704 nucleotides. It is a transcript of the gene Catsper4, whose product is annotated as cation channel sperm associated 4. Gene Ontology annotation, biological process: transmembrane transport; sperm capacitation; flagellated sperm motility. Gene Ontology annotation, cellular component: CatSper complex; sperm principal piece; membrane. The record is from RefSeq and is a predicted model, not a curated record. Gene Ontology annotation, molecular function: calcium-activated cation channel activity; voltage-gated calcium channel activity. Lineage: Eukaryota; Metazoa; Chordata; Mammalia; Rodentia; Muridae.